AUGUGCUGGCCGUGGGCUGAUGUCUAUCUGGAAGAGGAGCCUAAAGACAAGCAGAGGAAACCGAAGAGAGUCAACUACUAUGAUCCGCAUAAACUGCCAGACGAACACCCGCCAUCUUCUCAUUCAAACUAUUCAACCAAGACAGCCUCAAUUCUCAACCUGACUUUUCCCAACAAUCCACCACCCAAAAAUCAUACUCUCGCCAUGACGGUAGCCGAAGAGAACUUCCAGCCCCAAACUCGAGAUACGACCAAUGGGCCCAAUCUCCAUACCUAUAUCCCCCGCUCAGAUGGAGCCAUCAUGGUGGGCAGCAUAGCCUACUUCCCCGAAGGCUAUGUGCCUGCAGCCGCCGCUGUACCCACGAUUCCAGUCGUCGUUCAGCCUAGCCAACCAGCACUUGUCGGACAACAGCCAGUCAACUACCCAGUCGCUAUGCCCAUGCCCAUGCUUCCCCAGCAGCCCCAACCAAUCUACCAACAACAGCCAUACAUGGCCCAGCCACAGCCCGCAUACUACGGCCCCGGCUUCCAACAGCCACCUUUCGGCACCAUCGGCCACACGGGUGGCGAAAUCAUGGCCCAGCAGAUACAAAUGGCCGGUCAUUUGGAAAUGGAUAAGCCGCAAGAGAUGAAGCCUGCUGACGACGACAAGUUCCGCUUCUACUGGGUGCGAGAGCUAGAUAAUACCUGGUCCCAACGGAACCGCUUGACGAUUGAUAGUGGGGAUAUUGGGGAUGUUAGGUGGUAUGCUAAGGAUGGUUCUUUCUAUGCGGUCAGACUGCCGAUGUCUUAG
This is a messenger RNA of Lachnellula hyalina, 792 nucleotides long. RefSeq lists its product as uncharacterized. The record is from RefSeq and is a predicted model, not a curated record. Lineage: Eukaryota; Fungi; Ascomycota; Leotiomycetes; Helotiales; Lachnaceae. The coding region runs from base 1 to 792 and encodes 263 amino acids. The transcript is spliced from 3 exons.